Messenger RNA from Ilex paraguariensis (yerba mate), 509 nucleotides. The record is from the annotation of a GenBank genome assembly. NCBI's taxonomy places the organism in Eukaryota, Viridiplantae, Streptophyta, Magnoliopsida, Aquifoliales, Aquifoliaceae.
ACAAUGAGAGAGCAGAGGUUGAGAGAGACAGUGUAACAAUUGGGGGUGACAUAGAGAAUGAGCGAGCUGGGGCUAAGAGAAACAGUGCAACAAUUAGGGGUGACAUAGAGAAUGUAAGAGUUGGCGCUUUGACAGACAAUGAAACUUCUGAUGGAUCGGAUUUUCAUGACAGUGAAUAUGAUGUAGAAGAAGAUGAGAAAAUGUUUGAGACUUAUGUUGAUAUGGAUGUUGAAUGGGCAAGUGUGCCUAACAUUGGAAAGGGUGUGGAAAAGGAGAAAUCAAUAGACCAUGGUGAUGCUGAGAAUGAUGAGGUUGAGUCUGAUUAUAGACCAUCAAAUGAACUAUUGAGCAUAGAUGGUUUCUCAUUAGAUAAAGAUAGUAAUAAAAGGAGAAUGCCAAAGUACCCUGAGUUUAGGGCUGAGACUGAUAUGAAGAAUCCAACAUUCAAGCUGGGGAUGCUUUUUGGAUCACCUGCUGAAUUCAUUCAAUUAGGGAGGGAAAACAAAUAA